Messenger RNA from Plectropomus leopardus (leopard coralgrouper), 3404 nucleotides. It is a transcript of the gene neto2a, whose product is annotated as neuropilin (NRP) and tolloid (TLL)-like 2a. Gene Ontology annotation, molecular function: ionotropic glutamate receptor binding. The record is from RefSeq and is a predicted model, not a curated record. Lineage: Eukaryota; Metazoa; Chordata; Actinopteri; Perciformes; Serranidae. Gene Ontology annotation, cellular component: postsynaptic density.
CUCUCUUUCUCUCUCUCUGUCUCUCGCCAUCCAUCAUCCAUCCACAUGCGUCUUUUGGAUAUCUACCUCUCCUAGAGCGCGUCAGCUCUCCUGGAUCAGUCCAGCCUCCACAUGUCAUCUCCACUGUGGGAGCUGUACCCAUGAUGCCUGGCUGAAAGGCUCGCAGCAGUCUUCAUCCUCCAGCUAAACGCAGCGGGAUCGCACACUGACCCACAGCGUUGGUGCGGCUGCUUCCCUUCUUGGAGCGCGGCUCUGCGUAAUGGAUUUACGGGUGUCGGAGAAAAGUUGGAUUUUGUGAAGAGCCCUUCGUGGACCCCCUAAAAUGGACAGAAUAGGUGGGCGUUUUUAGAAAGGUGCUUUUGGGUUGGAAUCACACCGUGAGAGGAAAUGCACAGAGCGUGGAUACUCUUCUUUCUAAUAGAAGAGGGUUUCGCUCUGGCACAGAGAACUAAAGAUUCCCCAAGCGAACAUGGCGGCCAGAGCCCUAACCAGAACGACUGUGGCACGUGGGUCCGCAACAUCAAUGGCGGUGUGUUCACAUCGCCAAACUACCCCAACACCUACCCGCCCAACAAGGAGUGUGUUUACAUUCUGGAAGCUCUCCCAAGACAAAGGAUUCAGCUGGCUUUUGAUAAGAAUUACUACAUCGAGCCAUCAUUUGAGUGCCGCUUCGAUCAUAUCGAAAUCCGCGACGGGCCGUUUGGGUUCUCACCGCUCAUUGAUCGCUUCUGUGGGGGCAAGAACCCUGGCCUGGUUACAUCGACGGGACGUUUCAUGUGGAUCAAAUUCACCAGCGAUGAGGAGCUGGAAGGCCUUGGCUUCCGCAUCAAGUACACCUUCAUUGCAGACCCUGAUUUCCAUCUGCACGUGGGCGGACUGCUAAACCCCAUCCCAGACUGUCAGUUUGAAAUUGGCGGAUGGGAUGGAGUUAUUCGCUCCAGUCAGGUGGAGGAGGAAGAGAGAGUGAAGCCUGGUGAUGCUCUGGACUGCAUCUGGACCAUCAGGGCUCCUCCCCAGUCCAAGAUUUACCUGCGCUUCCUGGAGUACCAGAUGGAACACUCUAAUGAGUGCAAGAAGAACUUUGUGGCUGUGUACGAUGGCAGCAGUGCCAUCGAGAACCUCAAGGCCAAGUUCUGCAGCACCGUGGCCAAUGAUGUGAUGCUGGAUAACGGUGUAGGAGUUGUGCGGAUGUGGGCUGAUGAGAAGAGCCGACUCAGUCGAUUCCGCAUGCUCUUCACCUCAUUUGUUGAUCCCCCCUGUUCAGCCAAUACGUUCUUCUGCCACAGCAACAUGUGUAUUAAUAACUCCCUGGUGUGCAAUGGAGUUCAGAACUGUGUCUAUCCAUGGGAUGAAAACCACUGCAAAGAGAAGAGAUCCAAGGGACUUUUUCAUCAGAUCACUAAGACCCAUGGCACCGUGAUUGGUGUCUCAUCAGGCAUAGUGCUGGUUCUUCUUAUCAUCUCCAUCCUGGUCCAGAUGAAGCAGCCGAGGAAAAAGGUUGUGGCUCGCCGGCCCGGUGUUUUCAACAAGGCGGGCUUCCAGGAGGUCUUCGACCCGCCCCACUACGAGCUCUUCUCUCUGCGAGACAAGGAGAUAUCAUCAGAUUUAGCCGACCUGUCUGAGGAGCUGGACAGCUUCCACAAGCUGCGGCGCUCCUCCACCAUGUCCCGCUGUGUCCACGAGCACCACUGCGGCUCACAGGCCUCGGUGGCUACAGGUGGCGGCAGUAUGAAGCACAGCCGCACCACCCUGAGCUCCAUGGAGCUGUCGUACCACAAUGACUUCUCCAAGCCACCACCCAUGAAGACUUUCAACUCCACGGCCAGCUACAAGAAGAGCUGCUACGGCUACAAGCAGCACUCACAGACUCACGACUGCGACCAGCAGGUCAUCGAGGACCGCGUCACAGAGGAGAUCCCAUGUGAGAUCUAUGGGCGUGGAGGAGGAGUGGGAGGAGGGGCCACAGGUGGAGCAAUGGGAGGAGGAGGACCAUCAGGGAUUGCAGGAGGAGGGAUUGGAGGAGCGGUGGGAAUAACGGGAGGAGUGGCGAUGGCAGGGGGAAUGGGUAUGCCGGGAGGAGUGGGCAUGGCGGGGCCUAGUGGCAUCGCUGGAGGUAUCGGUGGCGGGAUGGCAGGAGCCUGCGGAACCCUCAGUGUCCGUGGCAACAGCGCUCGUAACAGUACCACUAUAGUUGACCCACAACAGCGCUCCAUGUCCAUGGACUUCUAGAUGACGAAGGAGGGAGGGAAAAGAGAACAGGAGUGCAGAAAGAGCUCGCAUUUCACUCAUGGAAAGAAGAGAAGGAAGAAGAGAAGACAGGAGAGUCACAAUAAUCUUAAACGGAUCACUCCUCUUCCCUCUUCUGCCUCUGCUUUCAAAGCAGUAUGAAAAAUAUUGCACAUAAGGAUCUUCUCCCCUCAAAGUCUCCUCUGAAGGUUUGGGAUUGUGGCAGAUAAGAAGCAAGGAUCUAAAAGAGGAAACGAACAGAAAAUGUUGGUUGUUUUCUUCGGGAUGCUGAAGGCUGAAGGAUGAGGGGAGGGUGGAGACACCUCGUCUCUCCUCCUGUCUUAUACUCAUUUAAUCUCCCCUUUCACAAGACACUUAUGAGAAGAGGGUUCUCGCAUGCAGACCCUGACUUCCCUCUGAUUGGUAGCCUAGAAGACCAGGUGACCACUCAGAAACAAGGAGAGACAAAGAUGAAGAGAUGUCCUAGACUGAGUUUCUACAUUUAUUCACCUGCCAUGCACAGAUAUAUGAUAUAUAGUGCGUCCUCUAAUGAUUUGAGUCUUUAUUUUUGUCAGUGUACUGUACUGUUAAAACCAGUAUAUAUCCAGCCUCAUGAUGAUGCUUGGCUUUUAACUCUUUAAUCUUUUUCAAAUGUUGCUCAGAUGAUUUUAUGAAGAUGACCUGUCCACGACAUAUGGUGUAGAUGAUGAUGAUGGUGAACUUUCUGUUGUUGAUGAUGAUGAGAAAAAUAAUGAUGACAAUGUUAAUGAUGUGAUCUAUAAUCUGUAUUUUUCAUGGUUACCUCACACAUACACAGACGGUAUGCUCCAUUCAGUCUCUCCUCAGGAAGAGCACAUGAAGAGACUAUCUUAUUUUGGUAAGAAAUAGAGAAAAAAAAGUCUAUUUCUAUUUCUUAUAGGAUAUGGGCAUUCAGGCUUUGAGUGAUCGUUUAUGGAAUAUGACAUGUUUGGCUGUGACCUGGACUGAAUCAAAAUAGAAACCAUCCCACUCCCAAACCCCACCCUUACCAGAAGAAAAUGUAAUUUCUCAAUUUCCCCAUGAACUGAGUGUGUAAAACAAGCACAACCUGUUUCCCUAAAGAGACAGACAUGUAGCCUAUAUGGGACUCAUUUAUGAUUUUAACCACUGGUUGUAUAAUUUCAUUCUGUUGAAUUAAA